This is a messenger RNA of Coregonus sp. 'balchen', 28195 nucleotides long. The record is from the annotation of a GenBank genome assembly. NCBI's taxonomy places the organism in Eukaryota, Metazoa, Chordata, Actinopteri, Salmoniformes, Salmonidae.
AUGCUGCUGCUGUAUGAUGUGCUGUGCCACACUGACGACGCCGGUACUGGUGGAUGACGAAGUCACGCCCUUGGUCAUGUGAUUGGUGUUCUAUUCCAGGCUGCAUCACGCGUUAGGCGAGGGCACGUAAUUUGAGUGAGGCCAUGCAACCCAAAUGAGGGCAUGAUAGCGCCACAACCACAUGCACUAAUUUAUCUGCCCUGUCUGUUUACCUGCAUAUACACACUCCUUAAUAGGUCAUUUACACCUCUGUGAUAGUGACAAGCAUGCAAAUGAGAUCAUUUGCUUUGUACUGAGUUAUCGCCAUGUUGUUUUCCCCAGGCCCGCUCUGUUCUGUGCUUCAUCAUCAGGUCAUCUUGACCCCCCUGUCUAGAUGAGUUACAUUUUAUGUAAAAUUGAUGUCAAAAGUUGUCAUUUUUUGCACUUGAACUAACCCUAAUGCUAACCAUUUUCCUAACCUUAAAACGAAUUAUCCUAACCUGCAACUUUAAUUAUCCUAACCUGCUGCAUAAAUUCUGCUAUGAAAAGUAAAUUCUGACAUAAACUGUAUACCAUCUAGUCAAAACUCUGUAGGAGGGCCAUAGGUAACAGGUGUCUUUAUACGUCUUUGACUCUCUGAAAAGCGCUAUAUAAAUCCCAUAUAUUAUUAUUAUUAUUAUAGGUGUUACAGGUGCUGAGAAGAGGUCCCUUUCUCCGGUGGGUGGGAGGGUGUUGGGGGGCAGCCUGCUUGAAUGUCACAGAAACCUGAUCAAGUCUGCCAGUCCUGUGAGGAGUGUGUGUGUGUGUUUGUGAGUAUUUGUAUCAGUCUGGUAGUAGUAACCAAAACAGAAGGCCCCAGCACGUCUCCCCACACAUUGUAAGCCGAGCCAAUGUUUGGGUUGCCACAAUGACAUCAUCCAUUAUCCAACACCCCCCCCCACCCCAUACACCCCCUCCUCUUUUUUUCAACUCAGAUGGUAGACUGCAGAACCUUCCACCCUCCUCCCUCCCACCUCCAUUUCACAAAUUACUUUUCAUUGCUGUUGCCUUAAUUGGCUGCCAAACAGGCAUAGUUGGGGCCGAUGAGGUGGCACGGGGCAAACAGCUGCCUCCACACCCAAGGUAAUGGCAGGGUGCUGAGAGACAGACCUGAGACUUGAGCAAACCAUCAGCAGGUAGCACCCCUACCAUGGGGUACUGAAGCAACCGUGGACUACACUAUUGUGUAGGAGACAGCGCAUGAUGAACAGGCUUGCCUGUGAGUUCUGUCUACAGUCAUUGGUCUCCAUAGAGUGGAGGCUAAGACUAUACAUACUGUAUAUCUAUAGCAGAGUCUGAAACUAUACAUGACAAAUAUAUAUAAACAAUAUAUGGCUGUAGUUAUUACUGUAUAUGACACAGAUAACUAUUUAUCUUAGUGUUCCAUAAAUCGAACAACGUUAUAACAAGGUAAUAAGCAAUAGGCUACUUAUGUACCACAGUCACACUUUGAUUCUUUAUAGGUAAUCUUUAGCACAUAGUAUCAUUUGAAAAUAAAUAUGUAUACUACCGUUCAAAAGUUUGGGGUUACUUAGAUAUUUCCUUGUUUUCGAAAGAAAAGCAAUUUUUUCCCCAUUAAAAUAACAUCAAAUUGACCAGAAAUACAGUGUAGACAUUGUUAAUGUUGUAAAUGGCUAUUGUAGCUGGAAACAGCUUAUUUUUAAUGGAAGAUCUACAUAGGCGUACAGAGGCCCAUUAUCAGCAACCAUCAGUCCUGUGUUCAAAUGGCAUGUUGUGUUUGCUAAUCCAAGUUCAUCAUUUUAAAAGGCUAAUUGAUCAUUAGAAAACCCUUUUGCAAUUAUGUUAGCACAGCUGAAACUGUUGUGCUGAUUAAAGAAGCAAUAAAACUGGCCUUCCUGAGAACGCCAGGGUAGUGGGUUUGAUCCCCGGGACCACCCAUACGUAAAAAUGUAUGCGCACAUGACUGUAAGUCGCUUUGGAUAAAAGCGUCUGCUAAAUGGCAUAUUAUAUUUUUAUAUUAUAUUAUUAUAUUAUUAUUAUCUGGGAGCAUCAGCAAUUGUGGGUUCGAUUACAGGCUCAAAAUGGCCAGAAACAAAUAACUUUCUUCUGAAACUCGUCAGUCUAUUCUUGUUCUGAGAAAUGAAGGACUAUUCCUGGCCUUCUUGAGACUAGUUGAGUAUCUGGAGCAUCAGCAAUUGUGGGUUCAAUUACAGGCUCAAAAUGGCCAGAAACAAAUAACUUUCUUCUGAAACUCGUCAGUCUAUUCUUGUUCUGAGAAAUGAAGGCUAUUGCGAGAAAUUGCCAAGAAACUGAAGAUCUCGUACAACGCUGUGUACUACUCCCUUCACAGAACAGCGCAAACUGGCUCUAACCAGAAUAGAAAGAGGAGUGGGAGGCCCCGGUGCACAACUGAGCAAAAGGACAAAUAUAUUAGAGUGUCUAGUUUGAGAAACAGGUGCCUCACAGGUCCUCAACUGGCAGCUUCAUUAAAUAGUACCCGCAAAACACCAGUCUCAACGUCAACAGUGAAGAGGCGACUCCGUGAUGCUGACCUUCUAGGCAGAGUUGCAAGGAAAAAGCCAUAUCUCAUCUUAAUCUUUUCUUUUUAUUGGCCAGUCUGAGAUAUGGCUUUUUCUUGCUGAUAAUGGGCCUCUGUACGCCUAUGUAGAUAUUCCAUAAAAAAUCAGCCGUUUCCAGCUACAAUAGCCAUUUACAACAUUAACAAUGUCAACACUGUAUUUCUGAUCAAUUUGAUGUUAUUUUAAUGGGCAAAAAAAAAAUGCUUUUCUUUCGAAAACAAGGACAUUUCUAAGUGACCCCAAACUUUUGAACGGUAGUGUAUAUAAACUGGAAACUCCAUGGAAGGUUUGUUCCACUCCGGAACACACCUUCCACGUCAUUCAUUAUUUUCCAUAGAACGCAUAGCCCCUCGUUGAUUAUCCCUUACAUAUUGUGUGUACCAAAUGUAUAGCAUAUGUUUUGGUUUUACAGACAAUCGACAGGACCAAUGACAUCCUCUCUCAUCCCAAAUGAAUAGUAUAUAUGGCAGUCUCUGCAGUAACUUCAUCAAAAUCUUAUCUUAUUGGAUAAGGUUGAAGAAACCCUGGCUCCCUUGACAGCAAACCUCAAAUUCAGUUAGGCCCUAUCAGAAACAAAACAGCAAAAUGAAUUCUGAAUUUCUGUGUGAAUUCAGUAUUGUUCAUGAUGAUCAAAUAUGCAAGUAUACACUACCAGUCAAAAGUUUGGACACACCUACUCAUUCAAGGGUUUUUCUUUAUUUUUACUAUUUUUUACAUUGUAGAAUAAUAGUGAAGACAUCAAAACUAUGAAAUAACACAUAUGGAAUCAUGUAGUAACCAAAAAAGUGUUAAACAAAUCAAAAUAUGUUUUAUAUUUGAGAUUCUUCAAAUAGCCACCCUUUGCCCUGAUGACAGCUUUGCACACUCUUGGCAAUCUCUCAACCAGCUUCACCUGGAAUUAUUUUCCAACAGUCUUGAAGGAGUUCCCACAUAUGCUGAGCACUUGUUGGCUGCUUUUCCUUCACUCUGCGGUCCGACUCAUCCCAAACCAUCUCAAUUUGGUUGAGGUCAGGGGAUUGUGGAGGCCAGGUCAUCUGAUGCAGCACUCCAUCACUCUCCUUCUUGGUAAAAUAGCCCUUACACAGCCUGGAGGUGUGUUGGGUCAUUGUCCUGUUGAAAAACAAAUGAAAGUCCCACUAAGCCCAAACAAGAUGGGAUGGCAUAUCGCUGCAGAAUGCUGUGGUAGCCAUGCUGGUUAAGUGUGCCUUGAAUUCUAAAUAAAUCACAGACACCAGCAAAGCACUCGCACAACAUAACACUUCCUUCUCCGUGCUUUACAGUGGCAAAUACACAUGCAGAGAUCAUCCGUUCACCCACACCGCGUCUCACAAAGACACGGCGGUUGGAACCAAAAAUCUCCAAUUUGGACUCCAGACCAAAGGAUACAUUUCCACCGGUCGAAUGUCCAUUGCUCGUGUUUCUUGGCCCAAGCAGGUCUCUUCUUAUUAUUGGUGUCCUUUAGUAGUGGUUUCUUUGCAGCAAUUUGACCAUGAAGGCCUGAUUCACACAGUCUCCUCUGAACAGUUGAUGUUGAGAUGUGUCUGUGACUUGAACUCUGUGAAGCAUUUAUUUGGGCUGCAAUUUCUGAGGCUGGUAACUCUAAUGAACUUAUCCUCUGCAGCAGAGGUAACUCUGGGUCUUCCAUUCCUGUUGCGGUCCUCAUGAGAGCCAGUUUCAUCAUAGCGCUUGAUGUUUUUUGCGACUGCACUUUAAGAAACUUUAGAAGUUCUUGAAAUGUUCCGUAUUGACUGACCUUCAUGUCUUAAAGUAAUGAUGGACUGUCGUUUCUCUUUGCUUAUUUGAGCUAUUCUUGCCAAUAAUAUGGCCUUGGUCUUUUACCAAAAAGGGCUAUCUUCUGUAUACCCCCCUACCUUGUCACAACACAACUGAUUGGCUCAAACACAUUAAGAAGGAAAUAAAUUCCACAAAUUAACGUUUAAGAAGACACACCUGUUAAUUGAAAUUCAUUCCAGGUGACUAGCUCAUGAAGCUGGUUGGGAGAAUGCCAAGAGUGUGCAAAGCUGUCAUCAAGGCAAAGGGUGGCUAUUUGAAGAAUCUCAAAUAUAAAAUAUAUUUUGAUUUGUUUAACACUUCUUUGGUUACUAUAUGAUUCCAUAUGUGUUAUUUCAUAGUUUUGAUGUCUUCACUAUUAUUCUACAAUGUAAAAAAUAGUAAAAAAUAAAGAAAAACCCUUGAAUGAGUAGGUGUGUCCAAACUUUUGACCGGUAGUGUAUAGAUAUACAUAUUUUCUCUCUUUAAAAUGUGAUAUACCAUGGCAAAAUUACCAGGUGCUCUUCUAGUGUUGCACCCCUCCUCUAUACUGUAUCUCUGAAUCCAUCUCAUGCAUGUCACAAAAAGCAGUGACUGUGACUUUUUUUAUAACUGUUCGUGUAGGCAUAAAUGACUUUAUGUUGAGGUCAAAGGGCCUGUUGCAUUGUAGGAUAAUUCAUGAAAUAUGUGAUAAAGAGGUGUGAUGCUUCAGGAACAACCAUUACCUCAUCAUCAUCACCCAGGGCUGGCUGGACAGAUGGCUCAUAGCUGAGGGGGGUCAGCUGUUCCCAUCGUACCCUCAUCUGACUCCUUUAGUCCUACAAUGCCUUGUUAUCAUAAGGCUGUGGAACACAAUGUGAAGGAAUGUGCAUCUUCAGCAAUCCACAUGAGAUUCACACACUGCUUUCCCAUGCACCAGCGAGGCUGAAACCCAGGAUUAGCAACAGAAACAAAAUUCAAAUGUCAUCUUGGAUACUCAUCAUCAGCAGCCCAGCCCAGCAAUGCAAACCACUGCACUUUUUCCUCCAUCCGUAGACUCAUGGGUUCCCAUAUGGGCUCUCAGGGGUCCGUUGUUUGCCUGUCACAACAAUUAGGUCAUCACCAGGUCUCUGUUGGGUUGCUCUGUUUACAGAUCUCAGAGAGGUGGUAGCCAUUGCACAGCAUUAGGACACCCUUUCGCUCAGUGACAGGUCCAGGGUCUUGGACCGUGGGUGGACAAACAAUAGUAUGGUCUGUAGCAGAAUUGGACCACACGUCAUUUUCUGGUCAACAGAUCGGUCAAUACAAACCUGUAACUGAUUCCUCUCCUCCUCACUCUCUUGAAGUGUUGAUGCAGUGAUACCAGGAUCAAGUUGCAUGGUGGCCUUAUAAAAUGAUUGAUACACAAAUCUUGCAUGCAGUGUUUGUUUUGCUUAACAAUGGGAUUGUGUGUAUAUGUGCCACCAAGGGCUCACAAAACUCUAAUUCUCAUAGUAGAUUAAAUGAUCAACUCACUUUUUUUUAGCACUGACUUUGCUGAUAGUUACUUUAUUGAGGAAAAAUGUACUUACUAUGACUGAGAUACAGUGGGGAGAACAAGUAUUUGAUACACUGCCGAUUUUGCAGGUUUUCCUACUUACAAAGCAUGUAGAGGUCUGUAAUUUUUAUCAUAGGUACACUUCAACUGUGAGAGACGGAAUCUAAAACAAAAAUCCAGAAAAUCACAUUGUAUGAUUUUGAAGUAAUUAAUUUGCAUUUUAUUGCAUGACAUAAGUAUUUGAUACAUCAGAAAAGCAGAACUUAAUAUUUGGUACAGAAACCUUUGUUUGCAAUUACAGAGAUCAUACAUUUCCUGUAGGUCUUGACCAGGUUUGCACACACUGCAGCAGGGAUUUUGGCCCACUCCUCCAUCCAGACCUUCUCCAGAUCCUUCAGGUUUCGGGGCUGUCGCUGGGCAAUACAGACUUUCAGCUCCUUCCAAAGAUUUUCUAUUGGGUUCAGGUCUGGAGACUGGCUAGGCCACUCCAGGACCUUGAGAUGCUUCUUACGGAGCCACUCCUUAGUUGCCCUGGCUGUGUGUUUCGGGUCGUUGUCAUGCUGGAAGACCCAGCCACGACCCAUCUUCAAUGCUCUUACUGAGGGAAGGAGGUUGUUGGCCAAGAUCUCGCGAUACAUGGCCCCAUCCAUCCUCCCCUCAAUACGGUGCAGUCGUCCUGUCCCCUUUGCAGAAAAGCAUCCCCAAAGAAUGAUGUUUCCACCUCCAUGCUUCACGGUUGGGAUGGUGUUCUUGGGGUUGUACUCAUCCUUCUUCUUCCUCCAAACACGGCGAGUGGAGUUUAGACCAAAAAGCUAUAUUUUUGUCUCAUCAGACCACAUGACCUUCUCCCAUUCCUCCUCUGGAUCAUCCAGAUGGUCAUUGGCAAACUUCAGAUGGGCCUGGACAUGCGCUGGCUUGAGCAGGGGCACCUUGCGUGCGCUGCAGGAUUUUAAUCCAUGACGGCGUAGUGUGAUACUAAUGGUUUUCUUUGAGACUGUGGUCUCAGCUCUCUUCAGGUCAUUGACCAGGUCCUGCCGUGUAGUUCUGGGCUGAUCCCUCACCUUCCUCAUGAUCAUUGAUGCCCCACGAGGUGAGAUAUUGCAUGGAGCCCCAGACCGAGGGUGAUUGACCAUCAUCUUGAACUUCUUCCAUUUUCUAAUAAUUGCGCCAACAGUUGUUGCCUUCUCACCAAGCUGCUUGCCUAUUGUCCUGUAGCCCAUCCCAGCCUUGUGCAGGUCUACAAUUGUAUCCCUGAUGUCCUUACACAGCUCUCUGGUCUUGGCCAUUGUGGAGAGGUUGGAGUCUAUUUGAUUGAGUGUGUGGACAGGUGUCUUUUAUACAGGUAACGAGUUCAAACAGGUGCAGUUAAUACAGGUAAUGAGUGGAGAACAGGAGAGCUUCUUAAAGAAAAACGAAUAGGUCUGUGAGAGCCGGAGUUCUUACUGGUUGGUAGGUGAUCAAAUACUUAUGUCAUGCAAUAAAAUGCAAAUUAAUUACUUAAAAAUCAUACAAUGUGAUUUUCUGGAUUUUUGUUUUAGAUUCCGUCUCUCACAGUUGAAGUGUACCUAUGAUAAAAAUGACAGACCUCUACAUGCUUUGUAAGUAGGAAAACCUACAAAAUCGGCAGUGUAUCAAAUACUUGUUCUCCCCACUGUAUGUGGUUGUCCCACCUAGCUGUUUUAAGAUGAAUGCACUAACUGUAAGUCGCUCUGGAUAAGAGCGUCUGCUAAAUGACUAAAAUGUAAAUGUAAUUUAGGCCUACAUCCUGGUGUUCAGUACAUCAGUAAAUGAGCCAUGGAGGGUAAUUAUUUAGGGUUUUAACUCAUUGGUUUCUUUGUAGGCUACACUUUCUUGACAAUUCCUUGUAGGCUACACUUUCUUGACACACAACUUUCUAACCUGUUGCACCUGAAUCAUUAUUUCUGCCAUAGAAAAGACCAGAGGCGUCAUUCCCAUAGGGGGCACGGGGGUACGUGCCCCCUCAGAUUUGUCCUGUAAUACUACUAGCCACAUAGCAAUUUUAUGAAGUUGUCUUUAGCUAGCCCAGAUAGGAUCCCAAUGUCCCACCCUCAUAACUAGCUACCAAGAAGCCAUUUCAGACUAUCAAUCAAGUUAGAGUAGCUAGCUUGUCUAACUAGCUUAGCUGGCAUGCCUGCUGGCAAGGUUAGUAGACUUUAGAAAAGCAAGCAAUAACUAAAUGUACUGAAUAAGACUCACAUUCCUUUCAAUCUUUUACACAGAUUUUAGCAGAGAUGCAGAGAAGCAUAUUUUGUUUCUUAAAAAAAAAAAAGAACCCUUUGAAGAACCUUUUGGGUUCCAUGUAGAACCCUUUCUACAGAGGGUUCUACAUGGAGCCCAAAAUGGUUCUACCUGGAACCGAAUCAAAAAGGGUUCUCCUAUGGGGACAGCCGAAGAACCCUUUUGGAACCAUUUUUUCUAAGAGUGUAGAUUGCAGGAAAAAGCUUUUUCAGGUGUUUGAAAAAUGCAAUUGUCUCCAAUUUAUGGACUGGGCAUAGCACUCCUCCGGAUCAGCCCCCAGCCAUCUUCAUGUACUUGUGCCCCCUCAGAUUUUGUUUCAGGUGUUUGAAAAAUACAAUAGUCUCCAAUUUAUGGGCAUAGCACCUUUCCAGACCAGCCAUCCUGACAUACUUUGUGCCCCCUCAUAUUUUGGGGUUGCAUGACACCCCUGGAAAAGACCUCAUAAAGAAUCUGCUGAAUGCACCACAUAAUGAUUGAUUAUCUCGAAUUAUGCGUCCCCACAUCAGAGAGUGCGUGCGAUAGAGAGAUACCAUAUCUCACCACGGAUUGUUUUCCUUUGAUAAAACUCUUCUGCCCCGAAACAGCGUAUCGGCAGCAGUGGCAGGUCAUGAGCGAUUGGUUGGAACUGCGCGCGGCAGCCCCGGAAUCCCUUGCCUUGGAAGCCUUGAGAGGAUGUCAGUAACUCAAUUAAGUGCUUGUGUCACUCGGUUUUAACAUCAACCGACAUCAAGGUUUUCCAUUUGUCUGGCCGCCUAUUCAGGGGAUAGUGACACAUGCACCUAUUUUUAAACUGUAUAAGGACCAAUUGUUUUAAUUGUCCAAAUUGUUUUAAUUGUCCAAAUUGUUUCAAUUGUUAUAGACCUACACAUUCUUGUUAUUUUAAAAUGUUAUAUUCCCAUUUCACCACAAUUACACAUUUUGUUUCCAUAAUUAAUAUUUGGCAACAUGUGGCCAGAAGAUGAUCAUGCAGAUCUCAUAUGUUCAUGUGAAGGGGGUGUUAUAUUGCUCUGUCCCUGACCCAGUUAAGUAGCUUAAUUAUAAGACCACUGACUCUAAUAACCGAACCCUUAUAAUAACCAUAAUAACUGGUAGAUGUAGACCACCAGACUACUAGACAACGUAGGAUUCUUAAUGUAUUUUUUAUUUCGUAGACAUUGUCGCCCCCUUGUGGAUUUGGCAGAUGUAGGCAAACUAUCUGUAUUUUCACUAAUGUAAAUCAUUAUCAAACAUAAACUGCUAUCCGUUCAUUUAUUUCCAAGAUAUAUAGGCUAUUUAUCCGUUAACAUAGCCUACAUUUCAGGUCUUUAGAUAAGUUAUUUUCAUGAUUGUGAAAGCAGAUUUGAAAUAGCAUGAUAUGCGUACUGUCUCUUUAAAAACUGGUUCCAAAUUUGGCAGGAAGUUGAAUUUGUAUUACAGGAAAUGAAUAUGAGGACACAUUGUCGUGGAGCUGGAUUUGAUACAUUGUAUUGAGCACACUGUCUGUAACCACAACUCGCUUUGAUAAAGGUAAUCUAGUUCGACUGUAUUGUGAUACUUUGUAUCUUUACGCCAACCUCGUUGUAAACAAUGUUGCAUAUUUUUUCUGCAGUUAAGUUACUUCCAACUGACUGAUAGCGUAGACAUGGCCCGGUGUGGUGUGCUUACCUCACAAGUGUCUAAAGAAAACUACUAAAACCAAUGUUACUUACUUGUUUAAUUUGUAAAGGUAGGCUAAUGUGUAAGGUAUUUGCUAUAACAUGUCAUUUGCGUGUCAUCUUAAACUCAUUUCUAGGUUAUGUGCACUCACUAAAAGCUUAAGAAGGCUUUCUCACAGAACGCAGCUGGACUCAUGAAGGAUUUAUGAAUUCACGUAGGCUACAACACCUUCGCCUGAUGUAAUUAUUGGCUACCCAUAGUCUUUAAGUAGCCAAUUCCAUUCUGGUACUCCGUUCAUGCUGUAAAUACGGCUGUUUUACAUUUGCAUCCCCCUUCUAUGCACCGCAGUGGUUAUUGUGUAAACAACCCUCCAAGCUGCAUUUCUCACAGUCCUUUUUUAAACCCACAUCAGCUGGAAGAGUCAGGAUUCCAGCCCACCACCUGCGCAUAAGGACGGGCUAGAGGCCAUGGUGAGCUUCUGAAAUGCAAUUAUAUAUUAUGUGUUGUAAUUUUGCAGAUUGACUGUAGUUUAGGCUGAUAUAUUGUUUCAGUCUUAAUUUAGACAUUGCCAAAAUCAUACAUACUAGCUUCUCUGAGAAUGCAAACCAAACCAUAAUGGGAAUCAAAUGUGCUGAUACUAGUAUCACAGUUGGUUAACUAUGACAUGCAAUACUAAAGCAAUUGUACACGAGAGGGCGUGCUAAACAACUUUUUUAGCAUGGCUGUGCUGCGUUCAUAGGUUCGAGGCGGAGCCGAGUACCGUAGAUCAGCACAAAUCACAAUGCUUGUUUUGACCAACCCGUUGUAGAAUCUUAUUCAAAAUUUAUGUAUACCUUCAAUUUCUCAGUCUACAGUGGUGGAUCUCAAGACAAAGGAGGAGAAGGAUGCAGAGCUUGACAGACGGAUCGAGGCUCUGCGCAAGAAGAAUGAAGCUCUGGUCCGGAGGUACCAGGUGAGCUCCCACAGGAUCAGAUUUAUAGUCCUGUUGUAGCAGCAGCAUCAUAUGUGUGGCUCAGUUGGUAGAGCAUGGCACUUGCAAUGUCAGGAUUGUGGGUUCGAUUCCCAAUGAGGCCACCCAUACGAAAAUGUAUGCACGCACUAUAAGUUUGCUUCGGAUAAAAGUGUCUGCUAGAUAGUAUACCCUAUUGUAUUAUAUUAUUAUUAUUUAAUCUUUAUAUUCACUUAAAGGGGUGCCUUUUUUUUCUCUGUAAAUAGUUUAAAUUAAAAGAAAUGUAUAGAUAUGAAUAUAUCCUCAAGUGCAUUGCCUGUAAAUGUUUUUUGCACUGGGUUACUAGUUAUUGGAGGUGUGUGUGUACAUGUCUUUGAUUCAAGAAGAGGUUGUGAAGGAUAAACAAACCCCACUGAGUUCUCCUGAGAGUACUUGCCACCUGUCUCAGUUUCAUCCUCGGAGCAAUUCAGAAAUCCCCAUGUUUAUGGAUGCCAUCUGUUUAGCUAUAGUUUGUCUGAAACAUUGUCCCUGCAUUAAGAAGUAGUGGAUCUGGUUGUAUUGCUCACUGCCAGUUUCCUCACAAAGAAAGUCUGAGAUUGUUGGUCUCUAAUGGGUUAGGAACAAGCCUAGCGGUUAAGAGCGUUGGGCCAGUAACCAAAAGGUCGCUGGUUCGAAUCCUCGAGCCGACUAGGUGAAAAACUCUGUGCCCUUGUGCAAGGCACUUAAUCCUAAUUACUCCUGUAAGUCGCUCUGGAUAAGAGCGUCUGCUAAAUGACUAAAAUGUAAAUGUAAAAUUAUUAGCUUAUGUCAAACAGCUAAAUCGCAUAGCCACGUUGCAAAAUAGCUUUCUGACUGUCCGGGUAUUCAAAUCAUGGUCAUCGGUCACUUUUCUGUUGAAUCUCCCAGAAUUCAUGCUUGAUUUAUCAGGUUAGUGAGACACUGAUGAGCCUUUGUCAGCCUAUCAUCAGCCAACAUUUGUUUUGUUAUCUUUCUACAGGAAAUAGAAGAGGACAAAAAGAAGGCGGAACAGGAGGGGAUUGCCGUGAAGACGCACCCACCCAGGAAGAGCCGCCCUCACGAUGGCCCGCCAGAGGGAGACAGACGGAGGACAGAGAAAGAGAACUUCACUGUCACCGUAGACCUCUCCAAACCUGCAGGGGUGAGACCAGGAUGAGGGCUCUGUCUCAGCACAUACUGUAGUACCAGGCUAUAUCAGACCAAGCUAACUAUGAGAUAUGGACUAGUUACUAUCUGAACCCAAUAAGAACACACAUUUUCCAUUUGAAAACAAUUUAUUCCGUUUGUGCCAACUGAACAAACAUGAUUUAAGAAGACCCAAAAACUAGACAAUGUGCACUCUCAAACACUUGGCUUGGAGAUAACCCCCUGAGCUCUGAAAGAUGGCCUUUACCAGAACAAGUCUCAUAGACUUUGACAGGCACCCAUCUAUUUGCCCGCUCACAUCCAAAUGACCUGUCAGUCAAACCAUUCAUAUUCCCCUGCUGUGGCAGCUGGAUGAGAUUAGGGAUGCCUAAUGGAGGACGUCGAAAUGAGGUGGACCUGAGAGGGCCAUAUAUCUUACAGCAGCUGGGUGAAAUUAUGCUAGCUGAGUCUGGUACACCUCACACAGAACAGGAAAGUGAUGACGUACACCAUGAACAGAGAGAUGUUUUGGUUCCAACUUUAUACCCCUGCUUCAGCUUGAUGAUAAUACAUCUCCUGUAUAUUCAGAUGGGUAAAAGUUGUAUAAUUCCAUUCUACAUAGAUAGAGGUGAAUGCAAAUCCCUGGCUAUGGCUGCGUCCCAAAUGGCACCCUAUUCACUACUUUUGACCAGAGCCUAUGGGGGAAUAGGGUUACAUUUGGGUAGCGCCCUGUAUUUCCACCUGAAGGGGAUGCUCUCAUGCCAUUGCUGCUCUUGAAGGUAGUUACAGUACGUGCCACUUCCUUUCAGACAGUGUGUUUUUUUAAACAGCCUCCUGUGGAGAGACAGGCUGGAGUGCAUUUUAAUCAAAGCCUGUUGAGAUCUUUUCGGUUCUCAAAUGGCCCCUACAGCUGUGAUCCACCCCACGCUUCACACUGUAAAGGUCACUCAUUCAGACAAGAAGGGACUUGUUGAGGGUGCUGUGGUAUUGCCCUAAAUGUACUGGUCUGAUAGGGUUAUUAUAUGGAUACGUUUUAGAGUUAAAAGCUCAGACACCUAAGUCUUCUGACACCUUGUAUUAUAUCUGUGACGUUGGUUUUCAGAGACAUCUCUGUUGUGUGCAUGUGUCUGGGAAUUUGGAGUGACAGCAUAGCACUGUACAGUGAGGGAAUUAAGUAUUUGAUCCCCUGCUGAUUUUGUACGUUUGCCCACUGACAAAGACAUGAUCAGUCUAUAUAAUUUUAAUGGUAGGUUUAUUUGAACAGUGAGAGACAGAAUAACAACAAAAUCCAGAAAAACGCAUGUCAAAAAUGUUAUAAAUUGAUUUGCAUUUUAAUGAGGGAAAUAAGUAUUUGACCCCUCUGCAAAACAUGACUUAGUACUUGGUGGCAAAACCCUUGUUGGCAAUCAGAGGUCAGACAUUUCUUGUAGUUGGCCACCAGGUUUGCACACAUCUCAGGAGGGAUUUUGUCCCACUCCUCUUUGCAGAUCUUCUCCAAGUCAUUUCCUCCACAGAUGUUCUAUGGGAUUAAGGUCUGGAGACUGGCUAGGCCACUCCAGGACCUUAAUGUGCUUCUUCUUGAGCACCUCCUUUGUUGCCUUGGCCGUGUGUUUUGGGUCAUUGUCAUGCUGGAAUACCCAUCCACGACCCAUUUUCAAUGCCCUGGCUGAGGGAAGGAGGUUCUCACCCAAGAUUUGACGGGACAUGGCCCCGUCCAUCGUCCCUUUAAUGCGGUGAAGUUGUCCUGUCCCCUUAGCAGAAAAACACCCCAAAGCAUAUUGUUUCCACCUCCAUGUUUGACAGUGGGGAUGGUAUUCUUGGGGUCAUAGGCAGCAUUCCUCCUCCUCUAAACACGGCGAGUUGAGUUGAUGCCAAAGAGCUCGACACUUUCACCCAGUUCUCCUCUGAAUCAUUCAGAUGUUCAUUGGCAAACUUCAGAAGGGCCUGUAUAUGUGCUUUCUUGAGCAGGGGGACCUUGUGGGCGCUGCAGGAUUUCAGUCCUUCACGGCGUAGUGUGUUACCAAUUGUUUCCUUGGUGACUAUGGUCCCAGCUGCCUUGAGAUCAUUGACAAGAUCCUCCCGUGUAGUUCUGGGCUGAUUCCUCACCGUUCUCAUGAUCAGUGCAACUCCACGAGGUGAGAUCUUGCAUGGAGCCCCAGGCCGAGGGAGAUUGACAGUUCUUUUGUGUUUCUUCCAUUUGCGAAUAAUCGCACCAACUGUUGUCACCUUCUCACCAAGCUGCUUGGCGAUGGUCUUGUAGCCCAUUCCAGCCUUGUGUAGGUCUACAAUCUUGUCCCUGACAUCCUUGGAGAGCUCUUUGGUCUUGGCCAUGGUGGAGAGUUUGGAAUCUGAUUGAUUGCUUCUGUGGACAGGUGUCUUUUAUACAGGUAACAAGCUGAGAUUCGGAGCACUCCCUUUAAGAGUGUGCUCCUAAUCUCAGCUCGUUACCUGUAUAAAAGACACCUGGGAGCCAGAAAUCUUUCUGAUUGAGAGGGGGUCAAAUACUUAUUUCCCUCAUUAAAAUGCAAAUCAAUUUAUAACAUUUUUGACAUGUGUUUUUCUGGAUUUUUUUGUUGUUAUUCUGUCUCUCACUGUUCAAAUAAACCUACCAUUAAAAUUAUAGACUGAUCAUUUCUUUGUCAGUGGGCAAACGUACAAAAUCAGCAGGGGAUCAAAUACUUUUUUCCCCACACUGUAUGUAUGCCAGGGAUUUUCCGGUAUUUUAGUGGGUCAAAGCGGGUCUAAUCAAAACGUAUGUUCUCCCUGCAGGAGAAACGGGUGAUCAAUGACUGGAAACAAGGGCCACCCCGAGGAAGGAGGGACUCUGAGGAGGGAGACAGCCCCAGACCCCAAGGUGAAAGCCCCCCGCGGCGGUCCGGGCGGCUCAGCAGGGGUGGACAGAGAGGGGGAGGACAACGGCAGGAGAGGAGAGAGCAACGCCCUGACAGACCCCUAGCAGACCCACGCCAGGCCCAUGACAGACCACCACGAGAGGAGAGACCACCACGAGAGGAGAGGGGUCCAAGAGAGGAGAGGGGUCCAAGAGAGGAGAGGGGUCCAGGCAUGGAGGGGCCAGGAGAGGGCCCCGGCCGCAGUGAACGUGCCCCACGCGGAGGAAGGAGAGGAAGAGGAGGACGAGGAGGACGAGAAAGAGAAGAAGGAGGAGGACCACAGGGUGGUGACAGGAAGUCUAAGGUCUGUGAGCAAAACCAUAUCAGCUAAUAACUAGUGAGGCAAUGUUGCUGCAGAUGUGCCAGGUUGUAUAGUUUCAAUAGGCUCACAGGUUUACCAGUGGUAUAGUCUCCGUAAUGAUGGUUAGACCUUUAGGUUGUACAGUAUAUCUUAAUGAUGAUGUUGGUUACUUUGCAAUGACAUGAGUAAUGGGAAGAUGAGUCGUGGUCAAAAUAUUUGAGAAUGCCACAAAUACAGAUUUUCACAAAGUCUGCUGCCUCAGUUUUGAUGAUGGCAAUUUGCAUAUACUCCAGAAUGUCAUGAAGAGUGAUCAGAUGAAUUGCAAUUAAUUGCAAAGUCCCUCUUUGCCAUGAAAAUGAACUUAAUCCCAAAAAAACAUUUCCACUGCAUUUCAGCCCUGCCACAAAAGGACUAGCUGCCAUCUUGUCAGAGGACAAGGCUGGAGAUCACUCUGUCAUGCUGAUUGAGUUAGAAUAACAGACUGGAAGCUUUAAAAGGAGGGUGGUGCUUGAAAUCAUUGUUCUUCCUCUGUUAACCAUGGUUACCUGCAAGGAAACACGUGCCGUCAUCAUUGCUUUGCACAAAAAGGGCUUCACAGGCAAGGAUAUUGCUGCUAGUAAGAUUGCACCUAAAUCAACCAUUUAUCGGAUCAUCAAGAACUUCAAGGAGAGAGGUUCAAUUGUUGUAAAGAAGGAUUCAGGGCGCCCAAGAAAGUCCAGCAAGCGCCAGGACCGUCUCCUUAAGUUGAUUCAGCUGCGGGAUCGGGGCACCACCAGUGCAGAGCUUGCUCAGGAAUGGCAGCAGGCAGGUGUGAGUGCAUCUGCACGCACAGUGAGGCGAAGACUUUUGGAGGAUGGCCUGGUGUCAAGAAGGGCAGCAAAGAAGCCACUUCUCUCCAGGAAUAACAUCAGGGACAGACUGAUAUUCUGCAAAAGGUACAGGGAUUGGACUGCUGAGGACUGGGGUAAAGUCAUUUUGAUGAAUCCCCUUUCCGAUUGUUUAGGGCAUCCGGAAAACACCUUGUCCGGAGAAGACAAGGUGAGCGCUACCAUCAGUCCUGUGUCAUGCCAACAGUAAAGCAUCCUGAGACCAUUCAUGUGUGGGGUUGCUUCUCAGCCAAGGGAGUGGGCUCACUCACAAUUUGCCUAAGAACACAGCCAUAAAUAAAGAAUGGUACCAACACAUCCUCCGAGAGCAACUUCUCCCAAUCAUCCAAGAACAGUUUGGUGACGACCCAUGCCUUUUCCAGCAUGAUGGAGCACCUUGACAUAAGGCAAAAGUGAUAACUAAGUGGCUCGGGGAACAAAACAUCGACAUUUUGGGUUCAUGGCCAGGAAACUCCCCAGACCUUAAUCCCAUUGAGAACUUGUGGUCGAUCCUCAAGAGGCGGGUGGACAAACAAAAACCCACAAAUUCUGACAAACUCCAAGCAUUGAUUAUGUAAGAAUGGGCUGCCAUCAGUCAGGAUGUGGCCCAGAAGUUAAUUGACCGCAUGCCAGGGCGGAUUGCAGAGGUCUUGAAAAAGAAGGGUCAACACUGCAAAUAUUGACUCUUUGCAUAAACUUAAUGUAAUUGUCAAUAAAAGCCUUUGACACUUAUGGAAUGCUUGUAAUUAUACUUCAGUAUACCAUAGUAACAUCUGACAAAAAUAUCUCAUAACACUGAAGCAGUGAACUUUGAGAAGACCAAUACUUGUGUCAUUCUCAACUUUUGACCACGACUGUACAUACUAUAGUAAUUGGAGAAAAAGACUGAACAAGAUUUAGAAAGAACAUAUGGGUGUGAAAUUUAGCGAAUUGGAAUGGCCUACUCUAUUUUCUAUGUUCUUUCUAAAAUGUUGUGCCUCUGUUGUGCCUCUCUGUAGGAGUGGGAGGAGAAAAGGAGGCAGAACAUUGAGAAGAUGAACGAGGAGAUGGAGAAGAUUGCAGAGUAUGAAAGAGGACAAAUGGUAUGUACAGGAAGCCAUUUUGUGAAAAUCGGAUUACAAUCAGAUUAUUUGAUGACAGUUUAGCAUUGAAGACCUGACAUAAAAAAAUAAAAAAUGGAAUAAUUUUUUUUUAUUGUAAAGUGGUUAACCCACUGGCUAUAGGGUGAAUGCACCAAUUUGUAAGUCGCUCUGGAUAAGAGCGUCUGCUAAAUGACGUAAAUGUAAAAUGUACAUAGAUAGUGUAAGGAAGCUGUCUUUGGAAUCCCUCUGCAGCCUGCCGAGGGAGACAAGCCCAUCCGUAACUUCCUGGAUGACCCGCGGCGCUCCGGCCCAGUCCCGGACAUGGACCGCAAAGAGGGCAGCCGCCGACACGUCCGAAACUGGGGCGGAGUAGACUUUGACAACGUGAAGACGGGAUCUGAGCUGGAGAAGGAGUGGACAGUGAGUGCUCUGUUCUGUUUUGUAAACGACAUGAUCGGUCAAAUGUUCUGUGUGGUUUGUCUUCUCCUUUUUGUUGACACGUUUCCUUUAUUGAAAAUUAGAACAAAGUUCGAUCUAUCUGUUUUAUAAUGUCUUUCCUUUCUCUCCUCUGUAUCAUGCUAUUAAAUCCCUUCUCUCUUACAUCCUGCUAUCAAUCCUGCUACUUUACAUUCCUUUUUCCACCCCCCCCCUCUCUCUCUCUCUCUCUCUCUCCAACAGAGUCGGAGACCAGGAGGCCCUAAGGGCUCCAUGGAUAUGACCAUGUCUAUGACGGGCCGGGAGCGUGCCGAGUACCUCCGCUGGAAGAAGGAGCGUGAGGAGAUUGACGAGGAGCGUCUGGCCAGGCACAGGAACGCCACGGGCCAGUGGAGACGGGAAUGGGACGCCCAGAAGACUGACGGCUUGUGAGUGACUGACUGGAGGAGGACCGCUAACACCACUGACACACUGGGAUCACAUCUCGCUCACAAAUACCCUUGGAGACAGCCAGGGUUUUAUUAACAAAAACACCACAACAGCAGGCAUUCAGUGCACCAAACCAGGCAGUGCACACUGAAGCCCAAGAUGACAACACCGCUCCAAAAUAUCAAAUGAUUACCGGCUGCCACACUUUAUGUUUUAGAUGUUGUGUUCCAUUUACUGUACAUCCUGAGAUGCAGCCCAGAAAGGGAGAACCACAGGAACAAGAUGCGUGGAUUAGAACAUAUCUAAAUGAUAGUGGAUAAAAAUGUAUCACAUUCAGCAUUCAACACAUGCUCUUUCUUUAGCCAUAAGAGCAUGAAGGCCAUGUGAGUUUAGGAGGCCCAUACAGGUACAUGUUGGGGAGGCUGGUCAGAGGCUUGGCGUUGGGCAGGGUUUGUGUUUGAGUUUGAGUUUAUUUUUAUUUUUACAGGGACAGUGCACAUUAAUCAACUUUUCGGUAAAAGUGGCAGUUUUAGCCAGCCGGCUAAUUUUCAACCGCAGUUCCUGGGCAGGUUAUUAAAAACAAUUACAAUAAUACAGACAAACAGUGAGCAGUGAGCACAUGCAGAGCAACAUAGGACAAGCAACAUGUGACAGACGGUAAUAGCACAAAAAGCAACAAAACAAAAUACAUAACAGCAACAGUGUUUCCACACCUCACAAGCUACAAACAGAUAACAUAGAAAGCGGUAAUACACAGCUAGGGAUUAUGUUCACAAGUCUGAUUGUCCUUUAGCCAUGUCUUUGUUUCUUGUGACGGUGCGAUAGGUGUGGGGGUGGUGGCAGGGAGGGAUUGACAGGUCCAGUGGUAAUGCGAUGUGAAGGUGAGGAGGUCUGACCCUGCGGUGCUUUCACAGGUUUAAGGAGGACCCAGCUGUGGCUGCAGAGGGCAUGCUGCCAGACCAGGGAGGCAGCAGGAGAGGCAAGUCACACCCAAACUCCCACCCCCCCCCAGACUCUGAUGACAAGGCGUUGUUUGUUACCAGUGUUACACAAUCACUGACGGACAAGGACGGCAGACUUUACUCAACCCUUUCUCCCUCUCUAUCCCAAACAAACACAUUCACCCAUUCACAGAUAAGUGCAUACACACAAACAACACUUCAAACCUUUCCAUUAGACGCAGCACACUCUCAUUGAUGCUUUGUCAGAGCAACACUCAAAUUUUUCCAAGCCCCGUUAACAUAGUGUAUUAUCUGUGUAUACGGUAGAUAGUGUUGUUGUGGUGACCCUGUGUGUAGUGACGUGAGUGACGUCACUCUGUGUGUCCUCCCUUCAGCCAGGGGGCGUGGUUCCCGCACACAGCCUCACGGCGGGGCCUCAGGUUAGCCAAUGGCAUGGGACUGAGUUGGUGUGCGUUACGUGUGGCUCACCCCCCCAGCAUUCUGCUGUGUGUUAAGUUGUGUCCCAAAUGGCAUCCCAUUCCCAAUAACGCACUACUUUUGACCUGGACCCCAAGUACUGCACUAAAUAGGUAAUAGGGGUGCCAUUUGGAACUGAACCCUAUUCUAGACGUCAGGUCUGACUUCCACAGACAAUCUUGGAAUGCUGUCACUGGGGUUGCUCAAGCACAACCUAGACUGGAACUACUAGUAUGUUUGUUGUCAGAAUAUAUGCCUUGCCCCUCAGAUGCUCAACCGAGGAUGAAAUUAGCUUCCCUCAUUGAAUGCACUUGCUUUGGCUGUGUGUCUGUGUGUGUUCGUCUAAGCUGCUAUGUGUUGCAGUCUUUCUCCAUCCCUUCCUCAAAACCCAGCGGCACUUUACAAGCUAUCCAACAAAGUGAUGAAUAGACAAAUGUGUGUCCCAUAAUGGCACCCUAUUCCCUAAAUAGUGCACUACUUUUGACUAAAGCCCUAUGGGUCCUGGUCAAAGUAGUUCACUAUAAAGGGAAUAUGAUGCCAUUUCAGAGCGGCACUGCUGUGUCAGUACUGGGGCUGUCAUUCAUUUAUUUUCAAGGUCUUGAAACCUGUUCUUCCACGCCAACCCCUCUAAUCUGAACUCUCUUCCUCCCUCGUCCUUCACUUCCACAGACGAGGUGAAGGGGCCUCCCAAGGCGCCCACGUUCGGAGACUUCCUGGGGCAGGGUAGAGGACCCAGGGAGGGGGGCAGUGGAGAGCGGGGGAGGGGACGAGGACAGAGACACAACUACAGGUACAGCCCCUCUUCUAACGCUUUGACUAGAUCUGUUGUUUUCGUUCCUCACCAUUCCAAUGACUGGAUCUCUUUGACAGCAUGCACGAUAACCGCUGGGAGGAGGAGGAGAAGGAGGAGGAGGAGGAGGAGAAACACAAGAAGGAGGAGAAGACUCAGAAGGAGGAUCGGAAGACCAAAGCUCCCUCAUCACAAAAGGUAUGUCGUCUCCUACCACCAUAAACUGGGAUCUGUGUUUUAACACAUGUAUGCCAGUGUUGUUUUUUUAACAUGAUCUCUUUCCAUGAUCCACAUUAAGAGGUGACUUGUCUGCUUCUUUUCCUCUUAGAUGGAGGAGAAGAGUGGUGACGCAGAGGAAGAUGAGGAUGAGUGGGAGGAUGCCAGCGAUGGAGAGGACGAAGAUACGGACGGGGAGGACGACUCUGAGGGAGACGACUCGGAGGAGAAAGACGGACAGUCCCCGAAGAAGGCACCUCGCCCAGAAACCACAGCAGGGAAGUCCGCUGCCACCUCACCCCCUCCCUCCACUCCCCCCUCCGCAGCCAGUCCCAAAGAGCAGCGCACCCCGAGGCCCAAAGUCUACAUCCCCUCCCCACAGGAGGCUCAGGACUCCCCCGAUGGCCCCAAGCCCCUCAGCCCUUUCUCUCCCCUGGACGGCCACCAGGCGGUCACAGACUGGGGGGAGGAGAUGGAGAUGCAGUCCCCCCGGAGCAGUAUGGGGGAGAGCCCCCUGAAACCCACAAGCGCUGAGGGGAGCCCUGCACAGGUUAAGGUCAACUCCAGCCCCAGCCCAACCCCCAGUCCCAGCAAGCCAGCAGAGCCAGAGAAGGAGAGGGACACACGGACAGGUACAGAUAUUUAUUUACUGGUUUGACCGUUGUAUUAUAUUGCAAGAUCAUACCGUACAUUUGACAUGCUGUUGAAUGUGCUACCAUUUAAAUUCAGGAUAAACCAGCAAAGUUGAUCAGAAUGAUAUGUGUCUGUUGAUGCUCAGCAUUCUGUCAGUUGUCUGUUCUGGGUUUUCUUCAUCCGCACUAAACCCCCCCCCCCCCCCCUAUCAUUCUCUCUAUAACUCUCAGUUGUGGUCACUAAUGCUCCACCAGAGGAGACUCUGAUCCAGGAAAAAACUCCUGUAUCAUCGUCACCAUUAGAGCCUGUCUCUACCCCCACUGACCCCCCAGAGAAAGAGGAGACCACCACCACUCCACCAGCCCAGGAGACACCUGCUACCCCCACAGAGGGUAACUAUCCCACUGCAAAGCAGCCGUUUUUUAUCUUAAUAUCAAAUCAUUCUGGGUAACAAGUAAGUACCUUACUGUAAUUGUUUUCAAAUAAAAUGGUAAAACAUCAACUAAAAUAGCAAUUUCUCAAACAAGAAUAUAGCUAGGACCGUCUUGGAGUGGUCUGAGUGGGGAGGGGAAAACUGAAAACUAGCUGUUAUUGGCAGAAAGGUUUAGAACUUUCUUUCUUAUUUACCGCCUGGUGAUGUCAUCAGGAAGGCCAAAACUCCUUCCCACCAAAACAGGCUGAAAUUUCAGGUGGUCAUUUUCAAACAGCUCUUACACUAAAAGGACAUUAUCAUCAUUUUCACAAUUUCACAGUAUAAUUCCAACCUCAUAGUGUGGAAAUGUAUAUAAAACACAGGAAUAUCACGUUUUCAACUGCACUGUGCCUUUUAAUGCUAAAAUGGAGACUAGAAGAUUCCAUAGGGCUGAAUUACACACAGAAUCAAAAUGCAGGCAAAGCAGCAUUGUUGCUUAUGGUCAUCUGACGUUUUAUUUUUAUGACCACCUGAAGGCUGUGGUAAAAAUCAAAUGAUGUGUCUGACUCAUUCUUCCUUCCCUGAACCAUCUGAUCCAGAUGAGGAGGACCCUGCCGCCACUCCUGCCCCUGUCCUGGAGUCUGACCAGAGCCUGUCUGAGCCGGCCACUGUCCCAGAGACUGCCCCAGACACCUUGGAGCAGCCAUCUUCAGGUGCGGUUCACAUCACUGACUUUGAGACGGUGGCUUUCUGUAAGAAGUCUCUGACUCCCGCCGAGCACUAACCACAAACCAACGUACCUCCCUCCUUCCCUCUAUCUUUCCCUCUUUUAUUGAUUUUUCUUUGUUUGCCACUCACCCCUCUUCUCUGUGUCCUCUCCAUCUGUCUGUCGGAAGUUGGCUGGCUGGCAUGACCCCACGAACAACUUCUACUGGGCACGGGCAAGGCUUGUCUGUCACUCACUGCAUUCUUUGGCCAAUGGGAGCCCUCUUUUUUUUUUUCUCCAAAUCCUCUGUGAAACUCCUCCGCCUUGCCGUUUCCUCCUGGGGAACUGAAUGUACUAACCUCCGCCCCCUUCACGAUGGCUACCACACCUCACUGUGUGAAACCCUGCCGUUUUACCCUUUGAACACUUUCCUUUGGGUUUGCCUUCUCGUUUCCUUGUUUUGUGGGUUAAUGCAUUUACUACUGCCCACCCUGUCCCAAAUCUCGAAUGAGCAAAAUCACAUAUAUUUUCUGUUUUUCAUGGGUUUGUUAAUCGCAUGGCUGACAUAUGGAUGAAGAGUGGCUUGAGAAGGAUGAGAAUCAAAUUUGCUCUUCCAUUCAUUUCUCCUCAUCAUGCUGUCUGCCUCUUAAAUUGAUGUCUGUUUGGCUAAGACUUCACUACGCCUGAAAUGUAAUAACGCUAACCAGAACCAGACACCCAUUGGAUGAUAACAGAACAUGUUUAAACAGUGCAUUACUCAAUUGAAACCACCAAAAAAACAUGUUAGAUUUUUUAUUUUUUUUGCCCUGUUUAUGUAUUUUGUCUCAAUGUCAUCAAAAUGCAUAAUUUAGCCUUUCCCAUAGUCUCCACUUUGACAUCCCUAGAAAGGUUGAAUAGCACCUCUCUGUAAAGCCCUUCAAUGACAAACACAAACGAUGCCUGUGUUUCUCACUUAAAGUUAGAAUACUUAGUUGCCACAUCCAUUGUUGGACGUAUAAGUUAAUGAUGUAUACCCAUUUGAUUCUUGAAGAAUAUAACUUAGAAAUGCCUCAUGAGGCGGCGCACAAUUGGCCCAGCGUCGUCUGGGUUAGGGGAGGGUUUGGCGGGCCGGGAUGUCAUUGUCCCAUCGCGCUCUAGCGACUCCUGUGGCGGGCGCAUGCACGCUGACACGGUCGCCAGUUGUAUGGUGUUUCCUCCGACACUUUGGUGCAGCUGGCUUCCGAGUUAAGCGAGCAGUGUGUCAAGAAGCAGUGCGGCUUGGCAGGGUCGUGUUUUGGAGGACGCGUGGCUCUCGACCUUCGCCUCUCCCGAGUCUGUACGGGAGUUGCAGCGAUGGGACAAGACUGUAACUAACAAUUGGAUCUCACGAAAUUGGGGAGAAAAAAGGGGUAAAAAGUACUAAACACCCCCCCCCCCCCACCUUUUGAGCUUAGUUCAACUGUAUGAGAGAACCCAAAAUAUAAGUUUGUAAACAAUGUAAACAAACACAAUAGCCUCAAAAGAUGGUUAAAACUAUCAUCUUGAUAUCAUGGAUGGUCAGUCUGCAUCCCAUAGAUCUGUCUAUGAAUUUGAGAGUGGUUAGAUUUCUCCAGGCCCAUCCCUUAGCGUUAUACCAAAACAGAAGCGGGGUGGACACUUCGUUAUUUUUUCAAUUAAGAAAUCUAGCAUUAAUGGUUUCAGAAACCAUUUAUUGCUUUCUCAUGAGCUUAGUUUAAAAAAUAAUGUGGCCCAUUAGCGCAGUAAAUGCACUCUAAAUCAUGUUUUAAUGAUGUGUAGGAUAAUGUGCAUUCAUUGCACUCCCUUUGUCUCUGAGGGCAGAGUGCUAAGAAUUAGCAAUGACAUGCCUUUUUAGAAGUGGAUCAUUUAUUUCUGACUCAAGCUUUUUAUACUCUUUAAUACAUCAGUAGAGUUUGUAACAGCCCAGAUGGUAUAUUUAGUGAUACACAGAACAAAUGAAUUGAGCAUUUCUCUGUUGAGCUACAAUGCACUGCACUUUGACAAGGCAGCUUAAAUGCCCCAAAAAAUUGCCAUUAUGAAGGUGGGAUUGUAUGACUAGAUUUUUGUAGAUGUUUAGUCGUGAGUACUAGAAUGUAGAAUCCUUCCCCCAACCCUUAUGAGUGUUCUGUUGUAAACCGAUAGCUUCAACACAGAUUUAUGUUUUUUCCUUUAGUUUUGGCUUUUGUAGGUUAUUUUGCACCCUUCUGACCCCAUGACUUCACAUAUGAUGUGAUUGACAGCAGUACCUUGGUAUCACAACAUGAUACCAUUAUGACUGUUUUUCUUAUUGAAGCCCUUGCAGAGAAAACUCCCAGUCUGUAAAAGGCUCUUCUGAGGAGAUAAAUGUUUCCUUGUUGUCUGGUCCUUGUCAUCAUUAUUAGGCUUCUCCUUACAACCCUUUAAGUGUGUUUCUCUGGUGGUAAUCACCACAGCUAAUGGCUGGUGUGCAUGCUAAACGGCACCCUAUUCCCUUCAUAAUGUGGUCCUCUGUAGCUCAGCUGGUAGAGCACGGCGCUUGUAACACCAAGGUAGUGGGUUCGAUCCCCGGGACCACCCACACACAAAAAAAUGUAUGCACGCAUGACUGUAAGUCGCUUUGGAUAAAAGCGUCUGCUAAAUGGCUUAUUAUUAUUAUAAUGUACUACUUUUAUAGGGCUCUGGUCAGAAGUAGUGCACUAUAAAGGGAAUAGGGUGUAAUUUGGGACUAAACUUGGGUGUCUAUGCUUUGGCUGAAUGAAGACAGUCACUGCACCAAAUCCCGUUAGUCUAGUGAGGGUGGAGAUCGGUGAAGUACUGGAAGAAGAGGCCCAAUUAACGUUGAAAGGCUUUUAUGAGGAGAUUAGCCACAGUCUGACCGACAAAUGAUGGUGUGGAUGUAAUGGAAACCCUUUUGAACUCUGAGCCUGAUUGAUUAAAACCGCCUCUCUUCGAGUUCUUUGAUGUUUUUGAGGCUAGGGAGACUAAUAUUGGUCCAUGAGAGGACUGUUACCCAAUCCCGCAUUGAAUAGGCAAUCAAAUGAGCAUUGCAGAAAAGGCCUGUUUGGCUGAUGGAAACAUACUGUCAAUGGUGAGUAGCUUGGGUUACAUUAAUCUAUGCAUAUUCCAUAUAUCGUAGUACUAUAAUAUCAUGUAUGAGCUUUAUAUACCUAUUUGGACGACCAUUGGUAGUUAUUUUUCUGCUGAGAGCUAAUACCAGACCGAGACCAUGCCAUACCAUGCUGUCCCAUGCAUGUGGUGCUGUGUUAGCAGUGUUGGAGACAGACAGCAGAUUAAGCCAGCUUGCAGCACAGUGACCCCCCCCCCCCCCCCCCCCCCCCCCCCACUCCCUCUGUUCUCUAUCAACAGGCUGAGAGCUGCUCUGGGAAACUGACUUUUCAGUGCUAGUGGUUCACAGAUGAUGGGAUGAGGAGGGGAGAAAAUAAUGACAAGAAGGAAGGAAACCGGGCCUCGCGCACCAUGACUGGAGCAGCCAUCACAGACAACCUGGAGGCCUCCAAACCUCUCCCUCUCCUCAACAAUCAGACCACGUAUGUUCUGUACUGUUUGACUUGCAUAGAAUAGUGAUACUGCCGUUCAUCUGAGCCACUACGGUAAAUGGCUUGGGUUUUAUGGCAGCCAAUUAGGAUGUUACUGUGAUGUCAAGUCAACAAAUCCCCAACUUGUUUUUACGUUUUGUGUUAUUGAUUUGUGUAUGAUUAACAAAUGAAACUAUUACAUUUCGCGAAAACUCACAAAUAUGAAAUUCUCUCACCUCACUUGUUCAACCUUAGCAUUUAAAAAAACAAAAACUCCACCUCUCUUCUUUUGGAAGGUCAAAGAGACUCUUAUGCCCCUUCAACAUGGCUAAAAAUUACAUAUUUGGCACGCUAACAGUUGAAAGAGCAUUCUCCUCCCUGAAUGUAGGCAGCUUAUUGACGACAGCUUAUCCACACUUGUUUUAAUUGCCCUUACUUUAAAGAUUCCCAAGACCCAAACACCCAAAACUGUCCUCCCCUGUUAGCCUGUAAAAACUGAAUUAAUGAUUGUGAAUGUUAUUGGACACUGUUUGUGUCCCAAAUGUCACUAUCUCUAUACAGUGCACUACUUUUGAGUCCUAAGGGCAAUGGUCAAUAUUAGUGCACAAUAGAGGCAAUAGGGUGCCAUUCGUGACACAAACCCUCUCUUUGUGUAGUUUGUAUGGAUAUGGUUUGGCCCCCUUUAUCCUUAACUCAAUACUUUUUAGUUGUAUUUUGUCAUGAAACUAAUUAUGUGAACAAAUUUAAGCCAUGGCAUUGAAAAAUGUACAUUCUGUUUCCUGAUAAUCAUGUAACAAAGUUGGUUUACAUUUGUGACCCCAAGAGGAGUAUAGUUAAAAUGUUAUUAGUUUCUUUUUAAGUGAGGUACAUUGUACUUAACCAAGCACAGGCAUCAUGUGACCCUGACAAUGUUUGUUAAUAACCAUGACCAUCCAAAGCUUUCCUUUUGCUUCUCAUUUGCGAUAGAUCGCUAGUGGCCUUUCUAGUUUUAAUCAAGGGGCAUCAGAACAUGUACCUCAACAGACCACGAUUUUGUUUAGAUUUUUAAGUCUUGUUGGCUUUUUUUAGCGUACUCUUGGUCAUGAACUCAAAAUCUGGCUCACCUAUAAUGAACAGGAGCACAGAUAUUAAACUAUGCUUAAAUUGUAUUUCUCAAAAAGGAAUGAAGAGGUGAAAUGAAUGGAUCAUGUCAAUAACUCUAGGAAAUGCAAUAUGUAGUUUAUAAUUUAAUAUUUUUAAUUGCAACUAAAAAUUCCAAUGUUUUGUGUGGAAAAAAGGCAUCAAUUUUUGUUCUUUGUGAUUUGCAUUCUAUAUCCUCAUUCUUUUCCGUUUCUGAUGACUUAGUGAUUGUAUUAUAAGCAUCGAAUUUUCCUAAACUUCUAUAAUAUCUUCGUUUGAAUAUAAAACUGCAUUAUUUGGGUUUAUUUUUGGAAUGGAGUGUAACUGGCCUAUCUAAACUAGCAUGAUCCUAAAUUCUAGACUUUUCCUGUUUAUCCGUUGAUUACCAUUCAUUAGUUUUUAUCCCAAGAUAUUGACCCUUUAAUCAAUCAAUCAGGAGAUUACAUUUGAUAGCUUUUUCUUUAAGUAUAAAAUUAUGAUUUGGCAGGAAACUCAUUGGUUCAUGUGCAACUGUCAAAUGUACAACAUGAAAUGUAUUCUGUUUAUUUUGCUUCUUAGUUUUCAUAUCAAAUAAAUGUAUGGUGGUCCGGUCUCAAUAAUGUUUCUCGUGAUUUACAAUAAGUGCAACCUCAAACAGUUGACUGAUGUAUUGUGCGUGUAGGGAUUAUAAUUAUGUUUUUGCCUGUCGCACAAAGUGAAUGCAGUGCCCUGGCUUUUUAGUUUAUGGUUUUGCCCAUGGUUUCGACCGUGAAUGCUCCAGGGAGAAUAUUGUUUGUGAUGCUUUUAAAGCUAUUUCCCCAACACGACACCAGAAAUAUGAAAAUAAAAUGAAUACCCCCCGACCUGCAGGUUUGUAUGUUCAUCCCUUGGUAAAUAAAUCUAACUUCAUUUUAGAUCUACAACCCUCGCGGACAACAUUUUGAUAGACGUCUUGUGCGAUAAUCAUAGGCAAAUGCACCUAUCAUAUUUCUGGGACGUAGGCGAACUGCUAACUGUGAAACUAUAAUCCAAUCAAUGUGCUUUUGUAGCGUUUGACCCGCCCCAUUUGAUUCCUUUAAAUUGCAAGCUGUUAUGCAUAGCUGGUGCGCUCCAGACGCCCUGUCCAGUUCUUAGAGAGGGUUAAUUAAAGCAUCGUCCCACGAGGAGCAGUGACAGCGGUUUCCACAAUACCCACCUGACUUGAAGGGGAAAGAGAUAAUUUGGAGGCUUUGGACACUGACAAAUGAACAGACUACAUUCAUUGCCAGAACAAGGAUAUAACAAUUGCAGGAUGAAAGCCAACACACAAGUUACCACCGUGAAGCAGAACGGGGACAAGAACAGGAGGCCGAGCUAUCCAGGCGACCAGCGGGUGAAACAUGCCAACAUAACCACAAAGAUUUGGGUGAAAGUGGCGAUGACGCUUGCUUAUUUCCUAUGCGUGUCAAUAGCUGCCUUUAUUCUGACAAUCUACUAUGUUUUCUUUUGGAGUCCAGAUCCUGUCAAUAGCCCGGCAUCGGACAAUGUCACCAUCCCGGCAGUAGCCAACAACACAACGUGCCAGCCAAGGUUAUGA